Phycodurus eques (leafy seadragon) is the source of this 1598-nucleotide messenger RNA. It is a transcript of the gene irx2a, whose product is annotated as iroquois homeobox 2a. Lineage: Eukaryota; Metazoa; Chordata; Actinopteri; Syngnathiformes; Syngnathidae. Gene Ontology annotation, biological process: neuron differentiation; regulation of transcription by RNA polymerase II; cell development. Bases 1 to 1488 code for a protein of 495 amino acids. The transcript is spliced from 3 exons. Gene Ontology annotation, molecular function: RNA polymerase II cis-regulatory region sequence-specific DNA binding; DNA-binding transcription factor activity, RNA polymerase II-specific. The record is from RefSeq and is a predicted model, not a curated record. Gene Ontology annotation, cellular component: nucleus.
AUGUCCUAUCCUCAGGGUUACCUCUACCAGCCCCCGGGCUCGCUGGCGCUCUAUCCGUGUCCGGCUUACGGGGCUCCGCGGAGCGAAGACCUGGCGAGGUCGUCGGCGUUCAGCCCUUACCCCGGAUCGGCUGCUUUCUCCGCCUCGGCCGGCUCGGGCUUCUCCGGCCCGCUGUCGUACCCGGCGGACCCUGCCACGGGAUUCCCAUCAUACAUGAGUUCUCCGUACGACGCACACGCCACGUUAAGUUACCACCCGUACGGGGGGCCCGGGUACCCGUACCAGCUCAACGACCCGGCUUACCGCAAGAACGCCACCCGGGACGCCACGGCCACCCUGAAGGCCUGGCUGCAGGAGCACCGGAAGAACCCUUACCCGACCAAAGGCGAGAAGAUCAUGCUGGCCAUCAUCACCAAGAUGACGCUGACGCAGGUGUCCACCUGGUUCGCCAACGCCAGGAGGAGGCUGAAGAAGGAGAACAAGAUGACGUGGGCGCCCCGCAAUAAGAGCGAGGACGAGGACGACGAGGACGGGGACGGCGAGAGGAAGGAGGGCGUGAAGAACUUGGACAGCAGCGAGGCUUCGGCCGAGGAUGAAGGUAUUAGUUUGCACGCGGACGCGCUGACGGACCACUCGUGUUCCGCCGAGUCCGACGUGGAGAAGGCGGCGGCGUGUCGGCCGCCGCGGGAUUCGGCGUCCGAACGGGCCCGGCACAAAUGCGAAGACGACGCCGAGGAGGAGAAGCUGCACGCUUCUGGCUUCCAGCUCUCGCCCAAGUCGCUCAGCGGCUCGCCUCCGGUGGGAGUCGAAGCGCCGCUUUCCGCUCAUCAGCACCACCUCCAGCACUUCCAGCACCUCCAGCAUCUCCAGCACUUCCAGCGCGAGGAUUUCGCGAGGGGCCUCGGGACGAGCAACGCCGCGCACGCCGACAAGUCCUGCCCGGAAAGCAGAGCGCCCGCGGGGCUUUCUCACAACCCCAAACCCAAAUUGUGGUCACUGGCGGAGAUUGCUACCUCGGAGCCAAAGCGGCAAGUGGGCCGAGCGAGCUGCCCCCCGUCGUCCUCCUCCUCUUCCUCAGGGGGCCUUCUAACCCCCCCGACCCCCUCCGCGACCUCCCCGUCUGCCACCUCGCCCUCUCUCUACCCGACCCCCUCCCUCAUCGGAAGACCUAUUUAUUACACCUCGCCCUUUUAUAGCAAUUACACAAACUACGGCAACUUCAGCCCGCUGCAGGGCCAAAGCAUCCUGCGCUACUCCAACUCGUCCGGGGUGAGUCUGGCAUCCUCCGCCGCCGCUGCCGCCGCCGCCGCCGCCGCCGCCGCCGCGGCCAACCAGGGUCUCGGCGCUCAUCAGGCUCCGGAGGCGCAACUCAGGCCGGACUCGCCCGUCCUGCUUCAAAUCAACUCAAACCAGACCGGCGGCGGCGCUGAGCAGCAUCAGAAACAACAUUUCAGAGCUGCAAAUAUGGAUGCAAAAAAGGGAACGUAGAAUUCAGAUUGUGGGCACAAGUCAGGCCUCUUCAGAUUCUAUUUUGUAUUAAAAAAAACAAAAAAACAAAAACAAAACAAACACUGGGUGGAGACGUAAUUAGCUCACUC